Messenger RNA from Octodon degus (degu), 2491 nucleotides. It is a transcript of the gene Metap1, whose product is annotated as methionyl aminopeptidase 1. Gene Ontology annotation, molecular function: metalloaminopeptidase activity. Lineage: Eukaryota; Metazoa; Chordata; Mammalia; Rodentia; Octodontidae. The record is from RefSeq and is a predicted model, not a curated record. The transcript is spliced from 9 exons. Gene Ontology annotation, biological process: proteolysis. Bases 70 to 1023 code for a protein of 317 amino acids.
CUCCCGCCCUCCGCGCCGCCCCUCCCUCCCGCUCCUCCUAGGUGAGGCGCUCCUCUGGCGGUGGGCAGCAUGGCGGCCGUGGAGACGCGGGUGUGCGAGACUGACGGCUGCAGCAGCGAGGCCAAGCUCCAGUGCCCCACCUGCAUCAAGCUGGGCAUCCAGGGCUCGUACUUCUGCUCGCAGGAAUGUUUUAAAGGAAGUUGGGCUACUCACAAGUUACUGCAUAAGAAAGCAAAAGAUGAAAAGGCAAAGCGAGAAGUGUCUUCCUGGACCCUGGAAGGCGAUAUUAACACAGACCCAUGGGCUGGCUAUCGAUACACUGGUAAACUCAGACCACAUUAUCCACUGAUGCCAACAAGGCUAGUUCCAAGUUAUAUUCAAAGACCAGAUUAUGCUGAUCAUCCCUUAGGAAUGUCUGAAUCUGAACAAGCUCUUAAAGGUACUUCUCAAAUUAAGUUACUCUCAUCUGAAGAUAUAGAAGGAAUGAGACUUGUGUGUAGGCUUGCAAGAGAAGUUCUGGAUAUUGCAGCUGGGAUGAUCAAACCAGGUGUAACUACUGAAGAAAUAGAUCAUGCUGUACACUUAGCCUGCAUUGCAAGAAAUUGCUAUCCUUCUCCUUUGAAUUAUUAUAAUUUCCCAAAGUCUUGUUGUACCUCAGUGAAUGAAGUGAUUUGCCAUGGAAUUCCAGAUAGACGACCUUUGCAAGAAGGUGACAUUGUUAAUGUGGACAUCACUCUUUACCGCAGUGGUUAUCAUGGGGACCUAAAUGAGACGUUUUUUGUUGGUGAUGUGGAUGAGGGAGCACGGAAACUAGUGCAAACGACGUAUGAGUGUCUGAUGCAAGCCAUUGAUGCAGAAGGUGGGUGGCAGGAUGAAACCUGGCCAGAUGGUUGGACUGCAGUGACAAGAGAUGGAAAGCGUUCCGCUCAGUUUGAGCAUACUCUGCUGGUAACAGACACUGGCUGUGAGAUCCUGACCCGGCGACUGGAUAGUACACGGCCUCACUUCAUGUCCCAAUUUUAAUUUCUCCCAAGAUGACACAUCUCAAAAAUACCUUUUUACUGUACUAUGCAUUUUAUUGAGCGUACAGAAAGGAAGAGGCAAUUUUUUUUUAUCAAUUUCUUUUGAUAAGAAUGUUCUACAGCAUUGUGUGUUAUCAGGAGCUUGUCUUGAGUCUGAAAAAGCUGAAGAAGAAUAAAGGAAACAUUGCUCCACUCCUUUCAGUAUUCUCCUCAACCCCUAUUCUCAGAACAUCUGUUUUCUCAUUUGCUCCUUGAGCAAUUUUCACUUAAACCUGCUUCUAGUAGCUUUUAGCACUGCCACAGACCGGCCAUCAGGAGCCAGCUGCUUUCCAGUGAAUAUUGAAAAUGAAAAUCUUUGAAACUCUAGCAACAUCUGUUGCUUCAGAAUUUUAUUUUAUAUAUAUGUGGAAAUGUAUAUGUAUACAUUUUAAAUUCCUUAUAAUUAAGAAUGCUAUUUGACCUUUGGUUUAGGUUAAUUCUGCUCUGGCAGUGUUAUUUGCUGUCACAAAUGGAUCCAUAGUUUGUAGUGACUUAAUUUCUAAUUGGGAAUUGGCCUUUCUCUCCUUCAUGCUAAUUGUUUAUACAUGUAAUUGUGUGUAGGGAAGCAUUCAGUGAGACCUCCCCAGUGUUGACUUUGGGUCAGCAGAUGACUGUAGUAAGAUUCAGUUCAGAAGCAUAUCAAAUUUAUUGAAGUCUAGUUUAUGGCAAAAAUGACUAUAUUCCAAGUGCUGAUUGAUGUUGCAAGGCAUGAGAAUUUUACAAUGCACAACUGUUUCAGAUUUCUAUUGGUUAGAAAUGGGAGAGGAAAAACCCCCUUACUUCCCCUAUUUUGAGGGCAUACCUUGGAGACAAUGAAAAAAGAUAGAGAUUGCACUGUGGGAUGAUGGGAAAGAGUUCUAAAAUGUUCCUGGCUGGCAGCACAGUAAAUCAGGGGGCUGUGAGAGUCUGACAUUUAGUAAACUUAAUAGUGAUAAGGAACUUUCUGAGUACUAUCACCUUACGUAGGGAUAAUGCCGUCUGUGGUGUGCUGUAUAUACAUACCACCUAUUCAUAAUGGAGAACCUCAUUAGAUACAGCCAUGGUUGCCCAGUAUCUAUGUUUCUUUCAACUGUUAUUCAGGGAGAAGUGUAUGUUGAAGAUAGGUCAUAAAGUCAUCAGUAGACAGUAGAGUGUACUUGAUUACUGGGUGUCUGAUGACUUUCUAAUAAUUUGGUACAUACCACUGACGUACUUUACUUGUAAAAGAACAUUUUCCCAGAGUGCCUCAGACCAUUGCUUUGAGAAUUAUGAUAAUGUUUUCAUUACUAUUAUUAUUUUAAUGAUUUAGUAAGGUGACUAAAUCUGGCAUAAACAUUUGGGGGUAUGUGUGUAAAGUUUUUAUCGAACUGUAAUAUUUGUGAAUGGAAUGCCUUGUAAUAUGAAUGUUAAUAUAAUGUGUAAAGGGAGAUUAAAAAUUUUAAAUAAUUAUA